AUGCUUGGACACUAUAUGCCACUCUUACCCGUGAUCGCACAAGAGAAGCACGCUAAUUAUCUACGCAGGUAUUUCGCAGAUGUCCACCAGCUCGACGCCGACGAGAUCUGGAUCCAGAUCUGCGAAGGUGUCGAUGUUUCGUGGUUCAUUCGGGACUUCUUCUUAUCCUAUGUCAACAACUCCGUGCACGACCGACCAUGUCUCGGCCCCGACGAUUCUCUUCAGGUGCGAGGCAUCAACUCAGCCAUCACUGUCGACGGGAUGUGGAGAUCCCUGAUUGGGAUGGCUGAGGCUGGCAUCCUGCAGGACAGAAGGCAUGCAGACCCGACCAACGAGGACAAGUGGACAAGUGGACACUGCUGGAUCGAGGAGGAGCUGCCGGACCUCAUGGACCUGAACCGCAAACAAUCUUUCGAGAAGAAGGAAAUGACACCCGAAGACAUUAUGGUGCUGCUCGGCACAUUCUGGACGCAGGCGAGGCAUAUCCCUUGCCUCCCACAGACACGAGUAGCCUUCCACUGUGCCAUUUUCAUCGCAGGGAUUGGUGGAUUCCGACCCGGCGAGGUCAUGAAUCUAAAGUACCGCCAGGUCGCCUUCGAGCUUGUGCAGGAUCCGCGGGAUCCUCUGAAGCAAAGGCUUUCGUUCUGCGUUACUACUAUCCCUUAUUUCAAAUCCCUCGCUGAUAUCCUGGAACGGCCUAACCUCGGCCAGGUAGAUUCCCUACCUUUAUCCUGGGCCGCUGGCAUGGAAGACAAGGAAAUUAUACCCAUCCACUAUCCUACCUAUCUGGACCCCUGGCAUCGCACGCUACUUGUUGCUGGGCUGCGCGACGAUACACAACGUCCCUACUCGCUCCGUGUUGGCGCUGGAGGUCAAUUAUCUGGUAGUCUCGAGGAGCCGCCAUGGCGCGUCACCCACGACUUGGUCGCGACAGCUUUUGGCAGAGGCAUGGCCGGAGAUGUCGCCGACCUCUUCAAGUCUCUACGGCGCUUAUUUCUACAGCGCGACCCCGAUGCUCCCCUUUACUCUAUGGAAGCAGAUAUCAAAGCGCUUGAGAGCCGCCAGGAUCUUACCGAUCUCCGUGCCGCGUAUAGCGAUGCCGUGGCACGCACUUCGUCCGAUGACAAGGAUGCUAAGUGCGUAGCAGGCAAGAUUGCAUGGAUCAGGAAGACCCUGGCCAAGGAACAGCUGCGCAAGAUGAGAAACGACUAUUUCGAAAGGACCGACAGGGUUCGGGCGCUGGGCGAAGUAACUACACGCGCUGCAGACCACGGCACCAACCCGUUCAAGACUUUCGAUCCCAAGGGCGCCUUGGCCGCCGAGGCAAUCGGUCAAUUCGUACAGCGGUUGGAUAUCACUGAGCAUGAAGAAGGUGCUGUCAAACUUGUCACCUGA
Molecule: messenger RNA, 1395 nt
Organism: Anthostomella pinea
Lineage: Eukaryota; Fungi; Ascomycota; Sordariomycetes; Xylariales; Xylariaceae
Source: the annotation of a GenBank genome assembly